GAGUUUCCAAAUGGUCAGUCCGACCUUGUCUGGCACAAGCGCCCAUUCAUUUGAAUGGACUCCCGUGGCCGUGACACGCAAGGGAAGAAGUCCCUGCACUUUGGAAAACGCAGCCCACGCAGGAACCUCGGUUCCCAGUACGGUUGCGUUUUCCAGUGCGGGCGGCGUGCCAUUAGAAUUAAUGGCACCCGCCCAAGGGUCUGCAAUUCUCUGUGCGGGCGGUGUGGCUGCAUGGAUUUUCGUGCGGAGCCGCAGCAGCACCACCCGCACAGAUGUGAACCUA
Molecule: messenger RNA, 283 nt
Organism: Staurois parvus
Lineage: Eukaryota; Metazoa; Chordata; Amphibia; Anura; Ranidae
Source: the annotation of a GenBank genome assembly